AUGUCACCGUCUUUUCUGGAAAUUCCUGAUGUUCCAAUGGAAAAGAUAAUGAAUAAUUUGGAUUAUAUUGCAAUCCAAUCCGUUCGCAAAACUUGUUGGGACUUAAGGAACUUUAUUGAUGACAAGAAACCGGGAAUCGGCAUGAAACAAAUCAACUGUGAAACUUUGGGUGCAAAAAAACUGGUGUUCUUUGCUCCCUUCUUUGGGCUUCCAAAUGUAGACUUCAACUUAACCUAUGAAGGACAUGGGAACGGAUGCAGAAUAUCGUUAAAAGCGAUUAGUGGAUCCAAAAUUAAAUUUGUGGAGAACUUGAACCAUCUGGAUGCGGUUUUUCAUGAUUUCAAAGUUGCCCUUAACUCUCAAAAGCCACCAUUCGAGAGGAUCACUGUAAAUACAAAGUACUUUUUUGAAAAAUUCGAAGAAGUGAUGAAGUCACAAAAACCAUUUGCAACUGAAUCUAUCGUAAUCAACGCGGGUUCACAGGAACUCGCCCGUCAAAUCAUACAGCAUGCGGACCCAAAAUAUCUCAAGUCUAUCGAAUAUUACAAUGCGCCCAUCACCAUUAUUUGGCAAUAUAGACGUGGAGACGUUACGAGCAAUAAAAGAGGUUUGUCUGCUCGUCCAGAUGUCCAUAUAUCAAUUUUUCAGAACUUUCUUCAAUUCCAUGAGUACGAUAAGUACUUGUGGGUGCUCAAAGAGGUCCGAGAGAACUUGUUCAUUAACGCUUUCGGUGCAUCUUUCGAGUCGCUUGGAGAGAUUGGGAAAAUUUGGUACUUCAAUGUUAAUGACAACAAAGAAAAAGUACUUAAGCAUCAUUUGGAUUGCAUUUCUUUUGAAAAUGAUUUGGAUGAUGGUGGAGGUUGUGUGGAUUUGGAUUCGGUUGUCGUAGAGAUGUUCAUGCUGGAAAAAGUCAAGAUUCUGAAAUUAGAAACGGAGGAAUCUGGCCCACCUGAGACGCGUUUUUAA
This is a messenger RNA of Caenorhabditis remanei, 966 nucleotides long. RefSeq lists its product as uncharacterized. The transcript has 4 exons. Gene Ontology annotation, molecular function: protein binding. NCBI's taxonomy places the organism in Eukaryota, Metazoa, Nematoda, Chromadorea, Rhabditida, Rhabditidae. The coding region runs from base 1 to 966 and encodes 321 amino acids. The record is from RefSeq and is a predicted model, not a curated record. Gene Ontology annotation, biological process: innate immune response.